AUGUACUGGCUGUGCCCAUCGCAUGCGCCCAGCGCGGCUGUGGCUGGGCGCAUCGUGUACGGGUGGUGGGACCACGAAGCGCUGCUAUGCGUCGCGUACCACAGCCAGUUGACAUUUUAUGCGUUGGUGGGCGCGGCGCCAUUUUCGCGAGUGGCCGAGGUGCCGCUUCGUGCGCGCAUUCUUGCCGUGGAAGUGUCGCACGGCCAGGCGGACGUGCUCUACGUCUUGACGGAUCAUCCGCACCCGCGGCUCGUGGCGUUUCGUCCUGGCGACGCGUAUGGCGUGCGAACGGUGCGAGUGUGGCCACUGGACCAGCCACUUCGACCCGCGUCUGACAUAGGCGUGACGCUGGCCUUGGAGAAGGCGCAUGGACGCUCGUCUGGCCGUUGGGUCCUGACGCACACACACACGGGCUAUGUGCAUCUUGCGAAGCUCGGCACAGACAUCGCCUUUCACGCCCGGCUGACGCAUGCGACGCUCGUCCAUGCGACGUUUUUGGAGCGGACAUCGGCCCAUGCACCGGUGAUGCUCGCAUGCCUGAGUAUUUCGUCGUCACUGUACACGAAGGAUACGCCUGUGCUCACUUUUCACACGAUUCAUACGUCGCGCCGUGCGCUCGAGCAGGUGCCAUGGGCGCCGAUGUCGUCCAAGCCGCAUGACCGCAAGGUGCCUCGACUCGAUGUGCCCGGUACAUGGCAUGUCCCUGUUCGAGAUCGAGACGUGAUGAGUGCACACUACGUACUCGCCAUGCCAGCCGCGGCGGGCGGCGGUGUCCUGCUGUUUUGCAGUCAUGCCAUCUACCUCGUGCCUCGGCCCCAGCCUCCCCGGCCCAGCCCACCAUUGUCAUCCGCAUUGCGUCGCGUCGACCUGGACCGGCCCGUGUAUGUCAUGUCGGCCACGUACCUGCCGAUGCACCAUGAUCGGGUGCGUGUGUUAUUCGGCACGGAAGACGGCCGCGUCAAGCUUCUGCAGGUGGUGCGGCGCACUUCUUGGGAUCAGGCAGACUUGCAUGUCAUGGAUCUCGGCAUGGCGCCCGUCGCCACAGCUCCGCAGGGCGUAUCGUCCCUCGCUGAAGACUACGUGUUCCUCGCCAGCAACACGGGUGACUCACUCGUGUGGCACGUUCAGGAUGAUGUGAAGGAAGUAUAUCGGUGGCCGAGCCUGGCGCCUAUUAUCGAUUUCGUCAAGGACGACGCGAGCUUCGUCGACCGCGUCAUCACUGCGAGUGGCGCAGGACCUACAGCGAGUAUCCGCGCUGUGACCCGCAGGGCGCGCACACGAUGCCUACUAUCGAAGCCGAUGGUGCUGCUGGAUGUACGCGCACUAGAUCCUCAUACCACCCUUCUCGUGCAUCCAUCGCACAGCGCUAUUGUCCGCGAUGCCCGCCUCAUUGGCACGCUGCAUGAGCAGAUUGUGCAUGCAUCGCAAGAUCUUGUGGUGACCGAGUCAGGCAUGUACACGUACGACCCCAAGCGCACGCUCUGGGAAGCACCUGCUCCGGUGCUGGCAUGCUCUCGGAGCGACCACCUCAUCGUCGUGGGCCUCGCUACCUUGGCGCUCAUGGUGCUAUCUCGCUUGGAUGAUGGUCGCUGGACGGUCGUGCAUACCCUACAUACCCACGCGCCCGUCUCGAGCCUGGACAUCGCCGACGUCCUUGUCGCUAGCUUCUGGGAUCGAUCUCUCUGCCUGUAUUCUGUGCCUGACAUGAAGCUGCUAGCUCAUCACACCACAUCUUCCCUCGUCUGCUCGGCGCUGUGGCACCGAUUUGUGCCAGAUGGACCUGCGUAUCUCGUGCUGGGCUGCAACGACGGGCAUAUCCUCGUGCACGAUGCUCACUAUACCUCGAUACACUCGCGCCGUAUGGGCACGCAUCCUGUGCGUCUCGCGCGCGUCCCUCUUUCUGCGCUAGACUCGCCCAUGACAGGCGUCGUGGCUUUUGGCCGGCAUGCCUACUUUUUAUAUCUCAAAGAGUCCGUCUUGUGCGGCAGUGCGUGGUCUGUCGACCACGUCACCGGCCUAGCAUGCACGGCAUCCACACCCACGCUAGAGCUGGCGUGCGCUACAAAGCACGGCCUCGAGGUGCAUGUCAUUGAUGCUCUUGAUCAAAUCGAUAUCCAGACCAAGGCCAUGCCUCAACCCGUCACCACGCUUCAGUCCAUGGACUCGCACCUCGUGGUGACGACGUGCCUGGCAGAGUCAGAGAGCGGUACGCUGCGCGUUCUCGCUCCAGACACGCUGGAAGAUGUGUGCGCGCUUCCACUCGACGCGAGACCGACGUGCGCCUGCAUCGCCGAGCUGCACGACUCUCUGUAUGUGGUGGUGGGCCUGGCUGCAGGCGCCUCCGACGGCAAGAUCGCCGCGUACCUCUGGUCGGAUGGAAAGCUACACGCUGCCUGGUCGAAGCAUGUGGGAGAUCAUGUGUGUGCCCUAACUACCGUGUCGGGCUACGUUGCGGCGGCCAUCGGGCACGAGGUCCACACCUAUGCCAUGGAGCCGCACGCAUUGACAUUUCGGCGUCCGUGGGACUGUGCCUUUGUGUCCUCCUGCCUUGCAUCACAAGGCUCGACACUCGUGGUUGGAGACGCGAUGCACUCUCUCACUGUGCUCACGGUCGCCGAGGACGGCCGCCUAUCUGAAUCAGCACGCGAUUUGCAUCCGUACUGGACAUCGGCCGUAUGCGUUUUGGACGAGGAGCAGCAGCGGUAUCUGGGCACGGAUGUGGCCAUGAAUCUGUUUGUCGCAGAGCGUGCCAAGGGUACAGAGCCGGAGAGUCCGUGGAGUCAUGUUAUGCGCCAUGCAGCCGCAUGCCAUGUCGAUGACCUGGUAAAUGCCAUACACACGCUCCCAGGCGGUCGCGUGAUGUAUGCCACGGCCUCGGGCGCGCUUGGCACGUUGGUCCAUGUACCUGAGCCGGUGGCGCGUGUGCUUUUGUGUGUGCAGGAUGCUAUGAUCGAAGUCGUACCUGCCCCGGGCGAUAUCCCCUGGGAGUCGUGGCGCACAUCUCGCACAGACACUCGAACCGAGCCACCGCACCAUAUCCUCGAUGCUGACGUUUUGCGCUUUUUCGUAUCGGAUCCGAGCGUGCGCUCUCCGUGCCUGGAUAAGGCAGGCUCGCUAGCUCAGGCUCGAGACAUUCCCAUGGCCGAGAUGGCAAAAGAGCGCAUUUUGCAAACGCUUCAUGCUUUGCUAUCUUGA
Malassezia restricta is the source of this 3195-nucleotide messenger RNA. Its product is annotated as DNA damage-binding protein 1. The coding region runs from base 1 to 3195 and encodes 1064 amino acids. Gene Ontology annotation, biological process: DNA repair; proteasome-mediated ubiquitin-dependent protein catabolic process. The record is from RefSeq and is a predicted model, not a curated record. Gene Ontology annotation, cellular component: nucleus; site of double-strand break. NCBI's taxonomy places the organism in Eukaryota, Fungi, Basidiomycota, Malasseziomycetes, Malasseziales, Malasseziaceae. The transcript has a single exon. Gene Ontology annotation, molecular function: nucleic acid binding; protein binding.